Molecule: messenger RNA, 1008 nt
Organism: Leptosia nina
Lineage: Eukaryota; Metazoa; Arthropoda; Insecta; Lepidoptera; Pieridae
Source: the annotation of a GenBank genome assembly
AUGCCGCUUUUUGGUAAGUCUCAAAAGAGCCCUGCAGAGCUCGUUAGAUCGUUAAAAGAUGCGGUAACAGCUUUAGAAAGAGGUGACAAAAAAGCAGAGAAAGCGCAAGAAGAUGUGAGCAAAAACUUGGUGUUGAUAAAAAACAUGCUCUAUGGCACUUCCGAUGCUGAACCACAAACUGAUAUUAUAGUUGCUCAGUUGGCCCAGGAAUUGUACAAUACAAACUUGCUACUUCUACUUAUUCAAAAUCUGAACCGUAUUGAUUUCGAAGGAAAGAAAGACGUGGCACAAGUGUUUAACAAUGUGUUGAGGCGUCAAAUUGGUACUCGUUCUCCAACAGUUGAGUACAUAUGUACAAAGCCAGAAAUUUUAUUUACCCUCAUGUCUGGGUAUGAACAUCAAGAGAUUGCAUCCAACUGUGGUACCAUGUUAAGGGAGUGUGCUAGAUAUGAGGCUUUAGCUAAAAUAAUGUUAUAUUCAGAUGAUUUUUAUAAUUUCUUUCGUUAUGUAGAAGUUUCAACAUUUGAUAUUGCCUCUGAUGCCUUUUCUACCUUUAAGGAAUUGUUAACACGACACAAAAUACUAAGUGCUGAGUUCUUAGAAGCAAAUUACGAUAAGGUGUUCAGUCAUUACCAGCGAUUAUUGAAUUCCGAAAAUUACGUUACUCGACGGCAAAGUUUGAAACUUCUCGGAGAACUUCUAUUAGAUCGACAUAAUUUCUCAAUAAUGACUCGCUACAUAACUAAUCCUGAAAACUUAAAACUCAUGAUGAAUAUGCUGAAGGAAAAAUCUCGCAAUAUUCAAUUUGAAGCUUUCCACGUUUUCAAAGUUUUUGUAGCCAAUCCAAAUAAACCAAAACCAAUAUUGGACAUAUUGCUUAGAAACCAAGAUAAACUAGUUGAUUUCUUGACCAAGUUCCACACAGACCGCUCUGAAGAUGAACAAUUCAAUGAUGAAAAGGCGUAUCUGAUAAAGCAAAUUAAGGAACUGAAGCCGUCAGAACACUAA